Colletotrichum orchidophilum is the source of this 1347-nucleotide messenger RNA. RefSeq lists its product as uncharacterized. The coding region runs from base 1 to 1347 and encodes 448 amino acids. NCBI's taxonomy places the organism in Eukaryota, Fungi, Ascomycota, Sordariomycetes, Glomerellales, Glomerellaceae. The transcript is spliced from 2 exons. The record is from RefSeq and is a predicted model, not a curated record.
AUGAGCUACAGUAACGAAGACCUUGAGCGGGUGUACUGCGCGUGCAGAGCAAUCUUCAGCGGCACCGAUGCCCAGUUGCGCAAGAAGAAGAAGGUCAGAGAGGUCCUGAUCAAGAACAGGGGCUCUCUGACAUUGCUCUUUGCGAGCUUUGGCGAGGAAAAGACCAUUCUCAUGUCGCAAUUCCUGUUGGAAAACCGGGCAUUCGAAUCUGAUCUCCGCGCCAAAGUCUUAUUUCCGAGCCUGUUUGAAAGCACUCCGCAGCGAGACGCUGAGCGAGAAGCAUCAGAAGCCGAUGCAGUGAGGUCGGUCGCAAACGCCUUGAACGAGAUGAGCCAGUCGGAAGGCGAUGACGAUGACGAAAUUGAGUCUCUUCCCAAAGCAAUUGCUAGAGGGGCAUAUCUCGGUGAAGGGGCAUCAUCCAUUCUCAAAGAUUUUCUUGCCGCAGCCCAUCCUGUCAAAGAUUCAUUGAGCUCAGUUCAUGCUGUAUCACUUCCCCAAGAGUCGGCAGAUGUAGGCGAUGUCGAUUCUGGAAGCACCCUGAUACAUCCGCCACCGUACCCUGGUGUCCCUUCUCUGUACCCCUCCUAUAUCCCUUACAACACGCAACAUACAAUUCUUACAACCACCCAGAGAAUACUGGAAGAAUGCUGCUUCGACUUUGCGAACAAAUGGAUCCCACAUGUCCUCCAGGAUCGAGGUUGGGACUGUGCUUCGGCGGUCGAGCUGACCAAGUGGACAAACGUCUUCAAGAGGGUGGGGCCGAAGUUGCCCGCAAAUGCGACGACGCCGGCCGGCACAUCCAUCAAGGAAGUCCUCGUUCGGACUCAUCAGCUCAGACAUACGGCUGUACACAGACUACCCACUACUGCCCGUGGCGUAAGCCAGCACUUGCGGGCCGCAUUGAAGGUUGCCAAAUGUCUUCAAGACGUUUCUCGUGCUGCUCAGCUGGAAGAGUUGAUGUCCGAAAUCGACGAGAAAAUCAAGGCAAUGGAGCUUACCAAGAACGUCUUGGAGAACCGUACUCUUACGAACCUCGAUGAUAUCCGACGCCAACGUGAAGCACUCGACAGACAAGAGGAGGAAGUGAUCGACAGCAUGGUGAGAGAAGACCGCGAUCACAAAGCACUCGUUGGCCGCCUUCUCGAGACCGCUGUCAACGACAUCUUUGAAAGGAAGUUGGCCAGGGGUCAGAUCUGGGAAGAGGACGAGGAUGAUGUCGCAGAUAUCUAUUACGAAACCAGCGAGGAAAAUGUGAACGGGCUUGAUGGAACUUUUGAUAUAAGCGACGGCAUAGAAUCGGCCAGGGAAGAUGUCUUAGAUACCAACGGCCUUUUGGACGUGGACUAA